Etheostoma cragini (Arkansas darter) is the source of this 462-nucleotide messenger RNA. It is a transcript of the gene svbp, whose product is annotated as small vasohibin binding protein. Gene Ontology annotation, cellular component: apical part of cell. The transcript is spliced from 3 exons. NCBI's taxonomy places the organism in Eukaryota, Metazoa, Chordata, Actinopteri, Perciformes, Percidae. Gene Ontology annotation, biological process: protein secretion; negative regulation of protein ubiquitination. The record is from RefSeq and is a predicted model, not a curated record. The coding region runs from base 213 to 413 and encodes 66 amino acids.
AACUCGUACACAACCGGAACCUUUGACCAAACGCUGCAAAACUCGGAUUUAUUUAUUGGUGACACCUAGGGAAACAGCUGUUUUGAUCGGCUAACGUUAGUAGCUAACUACAGACAACUUACUGGCUGACUUAACGUUAAUCAUAUAUUAUAUUAGCAUAUUACUGAUUCCCGACCUUGUACAAUUCACAGGUGGAUUGGAGGGCUGUUGCCAUGGAGCCUGCCUGCCGUAAAGACAAGCCGAAGCUGAACUCGACACCGACCAGAGGAGACAGAGCCAAGCAGAAGUCCGCACAGCAGGAGCUCAAGCAGCGCCAGAGAGCAGAGAUUUACGCCUUGAACAAGGUGAUGACAGAACUGGAACAGCAGCAGUUUGAGGCCUUUUGUAAACAGAUGCAAUCACAAGGAGAAUGAGUCCUGCCUUCGUCCUUCCGCUGGACCAGGACCUGUCAGCCUGCAAAAA